CGUCACGCGCUCCACUAGUGGUUCACCGCGAGCGCUCAGUCAACUGUUUCAGACCGCGGGCACCACGGGGGACUUCAACCGCCUCCAUCAAGCCUUUCAGGGAUUUAUUUAGUAGGCCUACUAUCGUUUUUAUUUAUUUAGGACUAUAGUAUUCAUUUAGUAUUGCAGCAUAUAUUUAUAUCCAUCAAGCCGUCUCGAAAAUUUAUUUAGUAGCCUACUAUAUUAUUUAUUUAGUACUAUUAGUAUUUAUUUAUCACACUACGACGACGACAACAACUGCUUGACGCACAGUGGAGAAAGUUAUGGAAGGAGAAGGAGGAGGAGAAGGAGAAGAAGAAGCAGAAGACGCGGUGGUGCUUUCCUCGCGGCUGUCGCGGGGUCGGAGGCAGCAGGUCGACGUACGGCUGACUCGGAGGGUUUUGACGUGGAAGGACGUGAAGAAAACCACAAAGUGCGGCAACGUGGGCUUCGGUCACUUCUCCGGAACCGCGGCGUGCCACCGCGUCCAGGUGUGUGAGAUUGUGGCGGUCCAGGAUGGGGACGGCACCCACCCCAUCACCGAGCCCGCGGAGGGCGAGGCGGUUGCCAAGCAACACAAGAAGCCCCACCCCCACGCCUUCACAGUGUGCUACGUCAGGCGGUCGGCGCAGCACCGCUGGCUGAGCCGGGACGUCACCUUCUUCUGCAGCCACCAGGGCCUUCAGCAGCAGUGGAUCACAGCCGUCCAGCAGAACCUGAACUUCCUCAGCAAUCGACCACGCAGCCUGUUGGUGUUCAUCAACCCCCACGGGGGCCGGCAGCUCGCCGUGUGGAUUUACGACCGCAAAGUGGCGCCGCUGUUAGCCCGCGCCGGCGUCUCCACCGAUGUCAUCAUUACGGAGCGCGCCAAUCACGCCCGCGACCACUUGAGAGAGCAGCGCGCCAAUCUGGACAAGUACGACGGGGUGGUGUGUGUGGGGGGAGACGGGAUGUUCAGUGAGGUCCUUCACGGUCUGGUCUCCGGGACCCAGGCGAACCACGGCGUGGACCAGGACCUCCCCGACGCCCGCCUGGUGCCGUGCUCUCUGCGAAUCGGCAUCAUCCCCGCAGGCUCCACCGACUGCGUCUGCUACAGCACCACGGGCACCAACGACCCCGUGACCUCCGCCCUGCACAUCAUCCUGGGAGACACCCAGCCCAUGGACGUGUGCUCCGUCCACAGCGACGCUGCCUUCCUGAGAUACUCCGUCUCCCUGCUCGGCUACGGUUUCUAUGGCGACGUGCUGGCCAACAGUGAGAGGAACCGAUGGAUGGGCCCGCUGAGAUACGACCUGGCAGGGGUGAGAACCUUCCUGAGCCAUCAAUACUAUGAGGGAAGCGUCUGGUUUGUUCCGGCCCCAGAGACACAGCGACUGCCCGGGGUGCGGGAGCAAUGCGUGGCUCGGUGUCACGUGUGCCAGCAGGGGUCCUGCUCAGAGAAGAUGGAACUAAAACAUUUAUCAGACGAUGAGGACAAGUUUAUCAAAGGAAGUGACGGUGAGUGGCGCGUGGUGCAGGGGAAGUUCCUGGCGAUCAACAUGGCCACCAUGAGCUGCGCCUGCCCCAGGAGCCCUCAGGGCCUGUCCCCCUCCGCCCACCUGGCCGACGGCACCGCCGACCUCAUCCUGGUCCGGGGCUGCUCGCGCUUCGGCUUCUUCCGCCACCUCCUCCGCCACACCAAUGCAGACGACCAGUUCGACCACUCCUUCGUGGAGGUCCACCGCGUCAGGAGGUUCCGCUUCCAGCCCAAGAACCAGCAGCUCUGCGUGGCCCCCGAGGACCCGAGUGGCGCGGAGAAGGGGACGAAGACCCAUACCUUCAGCCCCAUCUGCCGCGCCGGGGACGAGGUCCCGGCCCAGAGCACCUGGACGUGUGACGGCGAGAUGCUGCCCCACGCCGCCAUCCAAGUCAGAGUCCAGGGCAAGUUGAUUCAACUAUUUGCCCGAGGAAUUGAGCACCAGUAGCAGAUGUGUGUCUAUGUGUGUCUGUCUAUCUAUGUCUGUCUGUCUGUCUGUCUGUCAGCAGGACUGAACCAGGGGUCCAGACUGAAACAAACUGAGCCUGAAGAUGAACUGUGAACUGGGUUUAAUUAGUAAUCAAUAUUGCCGUCAGCUGGGCUGAGUUAUGUUCUUAAAAUGUGCCCGUGAAUGUGAGCUUUAGUAUCUACAUCAUACAAUUAGAGUUGUUCUGAUACCGACACCAGUAUCGGAAAUUGACCUGUACAGAAGCACCCAAUUUAAACUCUAUUGGAAAAUCCUUCCAUCAGUAAUAAUGAUCGAUGAGAAAAGAGAUGGCUGAAUUCUUUACUGUUACAAUCACUACAGUUGAACUUUGACCUCAAUGGCUGAGAAUAUGCUAACCUUUACUUGUUUCACCGAUACCUACUUUACUACCCAUGAGCCUCCUUGAUUCUCGACCAGUCACAGUAGAGCACAACGAUCGACGUUUGCAACAGCAGACGUUACCGUGGCGAUAGCAGCUUAAUGGAAUGCCGUGGGACUGGCCCGAGCCAAUCAGAUAAGCUUUGGAUUCAGUCACUAAAAAAAAAAAAUGCACCCUGGCUACUUCAUCGACUGUCUCAAUGAAUCAUGGGUUGAAUGCUAGGGUAGAAGUGAACUGCACCAUGGGAAUAGUAGUUUGACGUGAUUACGGACACACACAGCCCUGUAAACGUUAUUUUUCUCUUGUUUUUCCUAGUUUUCAAAAGUCAAAUCUAGUUUAAUUUCCCUUUACUAUGCCCAUGUGAUAAAUCAGGUUUGUGAUGGUCAAUUUGAUGCACAUUUAGUUAGAUUAAGGGCAUUUAGCAGACAUUUAGCAAAGCGACUUACAAUAAGUAGAUCAUAGAACCAGGUGCCAAGCACUAACCAUCAUUAGGUACUGCGUUUGAUACGGCUAUGUUAAUAUCUUAACUAGAACCAUCGCUUAAUUUGAAAUAAUCGAACGAUUUAGAACCGGUCUAAUCCGGAAUCAUGACGUAGCUUGGGAGAAGGGAGAAGGAGGUAUUCGUCAAAGUAUUCAUUUGAAGAAGACAGCGACUCCGAUAACGGCGGGGCCCGCAUUAAACGGGAAUGGUCGUGCUCCGAGCGAGGCGGCGGCCGUUCCGCGGCGAUGGAGGUGAGAGAUCAGCCCAGCUGGGGGAUAACGGGCCGUGAUGGCUUCAUAAUGCACUAACAGGGCCCCAGUGGCUCAUGGGUAAUGGAGCAAAGUGGUUGCUAAGUGACUCGGCGCCGUCGCACCUGUGACUAUGAGCCGGGCUCCGCUCCGUUAAGACCAACCGGCGUGUGGCCGACCGUCCGGCCACCGGCUGGAACCGGUCUGGAACGCGGCGGUUAAAAGGAGCGCUGUUGACGGUUUAGCAAGAGGCGUCUCGCGGAACAGACUGGGAAUGGAGCAUGAUAUUAAUAAGUAUGUUUUAAUUAGUGUAUCAUAUCGUACGAGAGAGAGUCAUAAUGUUUCAUACAAGCGAGAGAGAGAGAGACAUAUCAUACCUACGACAUAUCAUACGAUAUUACGUUUUUAUUGGCCAAUAUUCAUAAUUUUUCAAUUUGAUUAUUUUUAUGAGGUUGACAAGCUGGUCUUGAAAGUUAUAUUUCCUGAAUGAUUGAUAUUGUAUAGAAUGGUAAAACUAAUUAUCUUAUAUUAUAUAUAUAUUAUAUACACAUUUAUUUUAAAUGAUUAAGCAUACACCGACAAUCUAUGGCUGGAACUGUGAUUUAUUUUUGUAUGAUAUGUAUAUUGUUAUGUUAUACCAAAUUAAUAAUAAGGAUGGCUGAUGAACUGGGGAUGUUAGCUAUUUCUUUAGUCACUUUACUGUCAGGUGUUUUUGUAACAGACUACGUGUAGAAAUGUCACUUACCGUAAUAUCACAAAUCAAAUCGAAUAUGAUUACAUAAUGUCACAGGAUCUAAUUUAACUCAAUAAAUAAAAUAAAUAUUAAUAAUAUAAUAAAACGAUUUUGUUGACG
Gadus macrocephalus (Pacific cod) is the source of this 3982-nucleotide messenger RNA. It is a transcript of the gene cerk, whose product is annotated as ceramide kinase. Gene Ontology annotation, molecular function: kinase activity. NCBI's taxonomy places the organism in Eukaryota, Metazoa, Chordata, Actinopteri, Gadiformes, Gadidae. The transcript has 13 exons. Bases 303 to 1982 code for a protein of 559 amino acids. The record is from RefSeq and is a predicted model, not a curated record.